Molecule: messenger RNA, 2069 nt
Organism: Osmerus eperlanus (European smelt)
Lineage: Eukaryota; Metazoa; Chordata; Actinopteri; Osmeriformes; Osmeridae
Gene: tpk1
Product: thiamin pyrophosphokinase 1
Exons: 8
Coding region: 533-1129 (198 amino acids)
Biological process (GO): thiamine diphosphate biosynthetic process; thiamine metabolic process
Molecular function (GO): thiamine diphosphokinase activity; ATP binding
Source: RefSeq, a predicted model, not a curated record
AUGCAUUGGUUGUUUAUUCAGUGUGUUAACAGAGUAUCCGUUUACGGUAGGGAAUAUAAACCCGAUGUAUUCAAAACAGAGCGUAUCUCGAGUGUUUGGUUUGGUUGUGUCAGGUCUUGAUUUGUCUGACUUAAAUCCCCGCGAGACAGCCUGAGUUCACCAAGAGAUUGCCCGAGGUUUUCUGACAACUAUUUUAUUGAUCAAAUAAAGUAAUUGGAUUAGGAGGGAUCAGACUGUCAGUUUAAUGUAACUAUCUACUGCGGGAUGGUGUACCGAAAGCGCUGUCACUACUUGAAUAGUUUAGUAGCUACAAUGGGGAGUUAUUAGCGUGUCGAGUUAUUAGCAUGUUGGGUUACAUCUGUAUAGAGUCGAAGGUCAUUGUUUUUUAGGUCUGUGGAAUGUUGGGAAACAGCGCUGUAUGGAUAAACCACAAGUUCCACAAUAGGUAAACCAUAAGUUCCACAAUAGGUGAGUAUAGCCCUGAGUGACAGCAUUUGCUCAUGUGUAGAACAGAAGAGAUCUCUAAUUCGUCAUGGAUGAAGAGUUCACGCCUUUAGACUGCCUUCUACCUUCAGGCACACAGAGGAUAUGUCUGAUCAUCCUGAACCAGCCGAUUGAUCCAGGCUUCCUCAGCACAGUCUGGAGCAAAGCUCUCCUGAGAGCAUGUGCCGAUGGAGCAGCCAACCACCUGUAUGACAUCACAGCUGGACACAGAGACAGUUUUCUACCUGACUAUAUCAGUGGGGAUUUCGAUUCCAUUAGUGCCGAGGUCAAAGCCUUCUACUCCGAGAAGAGGUGCAGGUUGAUAGAGACUGCGGACCAGGAUCUGACAGACUUCACUAAGUGUCUGGCUAUCAUGGUGGAGGAGAUACAACAACGCCAGCUACAGGUAGACACCAUUGUGACCCUGGGAGGUCUGGCUGGAAGGCUGGACCAGACCAUGGCUUCAGUAGAGACGCUCUACCACGCCCUUUCCAUCACACAGCUCCCCCUGGUGGUCAUCCAGGGAGGCAGCCUGGCCUUCCUGCUCCGCCCGAGGAUCAGGUGUUGCAGUUCGGGAUACUCGUCAGUACCUCCAACACCUACGAACCUGUUGCUCCCGGAGACGCCAGGAAGCCCGUCACCGUGACGACGGACCAGCCUCUGCUCUGGAGCAUGGGCAUUCGCCAGGAUAGCGACGCUGUCAAGAGUGAAUGACAAACUAAUCGGGGACAUCCAAAUAGUCAGGAGCGGAUUCCUCUUACGGGGGGUUUCAGAUACUGUGUAGUUGUUGCCUCAAACCACAGUGAUAAGUGACUGGCAAGACGAGUCACUCCUACACUUGAGAUGCAUCCGAGUGUUUAUCUAUACUAAAUACCUUGUUCCAAACCAGAAACGUAAUCGCAGCCCAACAGCUGUUAGAAGGCUGUUUAAAUCAGUAUUGAUAGUCAUAUUUAGAAGAGCUGGAAGUAUCUGGUUUGGAACCAGGCCCAUCCUGUGCCUUCACCAGAGUCUCUUAAUGAACACGGAUUGUCUUCUAUUUUCAAUCAAUUUAUUAACAACAGUCAUAGUACAAACUUUGUGCGCAGAAUUCAAAAAAUCAUCCCUCACACAUUCAUCCAUUCCAACCCCACUACUGUCCCACCGCACCGGGUGUCUGGGUAUUGUAGUCCUGUCACCCCCUCUGCACGUUCAGCCACCCCUGGGAGAAAAAGCGAGAGAGAACAUGUCAGUGUUGCCAGGUAGAAACGAACUAACUAACCAAAUCAGUAUGUGUCAGACUAACGACUAUUCUAUAAAGUAUGAAUGUCUUUUAAAACUAGAGACGAAGCCAAACAGAGUAUUCACUCCCGCCGAAGAUCUGCUUUAUCGACCCGAGCGAGCCAAUCAUUGUCACUGUGCACACUAAGCCAUCCUAAUUAAACCACGUAUAGAUUUGUUUUUAUUUUUGUCGCCCUAUAGGGAUCAUUUAACCGCAGACUUCACAUGAUUGCGCUUAGGAACACAAUUGCAAAUCAAAUGGAAAAUGGAAAUGACUUGAAUGUUUUCUACCCGGAAAUGCGCUCAAUAAAUGCCUGUGUUACCACAAA